Messenger RNA from Anopheles cruzii, 1028 nucleotides. Its product is annotated as RNA-binding protein 34-like. Bases 1 to 960 code for a protein of 319 amino acids. Gene Ontology annotation, molecular function: RNA binding. NCBI's taxonomy places the organism in Eukaryota, Metazoa, Arthropoda, Insecta, Diptera, Culicidae. The record is from RefSeq and is a predicted model, not a curated record. The transcript is spliced from 4 exons.
AUGAAGACUCCGAAUCCAGCGGAGUCGGAAGACGAAGAUGUUCCGCGUGGCAGUGAUUCGGAAAACGAGGAGCAAGCAGCGACGGCAGUGGCUAAAAAGGAAGCAGCUGUUUCGACGAAACCUGAAGAUGAAAUUGCAACGUCGGAAAGCGAAACCGAAGCAGAAGAAGACACCGCUAAGGAGCCCGGUAAAACCGCGGAAAAAAAGAAAGAUGUCGAGCAUUGCGUUUUCGUCGGAAACCUGCCUUCGACGACCGCAAAGUCCAAAGUUAAGUCUCUUUUCAAACAGUACGGCACCAUUUUGUCUGUACGGUUCCGAGGAAACCUUGGGGAAAAGAUAAUGCAUCGAAAGGAUCAGGUAAAGGUUAAGUCUCUGAUCGCCUACGUGCGCUUCUCGGCAAAGGAUGAGGUGCAAAAAGCUUGUACGAUGGACGGGCAGCUGGUGGAGCAGAAUCGAAUCCGGGUGUGUCCGCAGAAUCAGAAGCAAUUGGGAGAAGUAAAAUCUACGGUUUUCGUAGGAAACAUUUCAAUAGCUACAACGGACAACGAGUUGUACGAUUUCUUCAGCACCGUCGGUGAGAUAGAGUACGUGCGACAGAUCGCUAACAAGGGCAUCGCUUUCGUUUGCUUCAAGAAAGGAGUGUCCAUCAAAAAAGCGCUAAAGUUGAACCAACAGCAACUGAACGGACGUGCGCUGCGUGUCAUGGAAGUGGAUCCGGAGCGGACCAAUGUGAAGAAAAACAAGAAAGGCAAUCCAGUGAAGAGGAACAAGUUGCCGCAGCAGGGACCGAACAAAAAUGGUGGACCCACAGCCAAGGCAAAUGACUUCCACGGUAAGGUGGUGGCUGACGGUGGACCCAAGAAGAAGAAGAAGUCUGGGUUUGGAAAAAAGGAUAAAACCGCAAAGGUAAUUGCCCAGAAGCUGAAGGCAGCCGCGAAGGUUUCUAAGCCCGUCGCUUAAAAACAAUGUACAAUCGACACUGUUGAGAAACAAACUUAGGGUUUAUAAGGUUCUUCUGUUCCGUGUAA